Molecule: messenger RNA, 1980 nt
Organism: Kwoniella botswanensis
Lineage: Eukaryota; Fungi; Basidiomycota; Tremellomycetes; Tremellales; Cryptococcaceae
Exons: 11
Coding region: 1-1980 (659 amino acids)
Biological process (GO): DNA-templated transcription; positive regulation of transcription from RNA polymerase II promoter by galactose
Cellular component (GO): nucleus
Molecular function (GO): zinc ion binding; RNA polymerase II cis-regulatory region sequence-specific DNA binding; DNA-binding transcription factor activity, RNA polymerase II-specific
Source: RefSeq, a predicted model, not a curated record
AUGAGCGAGACGCAGACUGAACAGCCCGUGGACCCAGGGGACAUACGAUGGAAGAUGGCCGUCGCCUGUGACGUGUGUAGGAGGCGCAAGGUACGGUGUGAUGGUGAAAGACCUUGUUCGAGGUGUAAGAAGGGUAACAGGGAGUGUACAUUCUCGCUGCCUCGACAUAUAGCUCGUAAAACGCAGGAUCCUGGAAGCAGGUCCACUCCCUCACCCACUGAAGAUGCUCCUCCUCCGAAACGACCAUCUCUCCGAGCUUCAUCGUCUAGGAGGGCAUCACAAAGCUCACAGAUCGUCUACUCUGGUCCUUCAUCCGGCAUGCCUCUGUUCGCUCGUCUAGGUCUACUACGCACAGUCGAAGUUUCGGAGAGUGAGCAACAUGGGAAUGAGUUCAGUUCUCACUCGUCAUCGGCAUUUGGGAUCACCAGUGCUGUCUCAGCCAGCAGGGAUUACUUUGAUAUGUGUCUGCAGAGGUGUCCGCAGGAGUUGAUGAACAGCUUGAUCGGUCAUCAUCUGAGUACUCCUGUGUUCUUCCCACUACUUCACGCUCCGUCAUUCUUGUCAGAAUUCAUCGCUGUGACCGAACGUCGCUUGAAAUGCACCCCUCAAUACGGAGCAAUGCUCAUGAGCAUAUUAGCCGUUACCGCUAGACUAGUAGAAGGUGGAAGAGGGUUGGUCCCUGCAGCGGAUCGCGCUGGAGAAGCGUAUUACGAGUUUGCACAGGAUCUGCUCAGAGUUAGCAAAAACAAACUGGACAUACGGCAUAUCCUGGCUCUAUAUCACUUAGCACUGUUCGCAGAAGGAAGGAAUGCCUCAACUGGCGUCGCCUCAAGCUUUGUCGCAGAGGCUAUAGGAUUAGCAUAUGCCACGGGGCUACACCGAAGUACAGACGAUUUCAGGAUGGACCCGGUGACGAUGCAAAUCAGGACGAGGCUUUUUUGGGCAUUGUAUUCGUUAGACGUUGCUUUGGCGUAUUCUCAAGGGCGACCAGCGUUGAUCAGAUUAUCAGAAUCCAUAAAUGCCCCGUUCAUCACUAUAUCUCAACGAUUCAGCCUUGGGGAUCCCCCUCGCAGAAGAAGCGAGAAGCUGGCCAGGGCUCAGAUAUGUCUAGACGAGAUUGAGCAGAGCCUUCCUCCGUACCUCGUUCGAUCCUCUCUACCUUCAGAUACCUCUCUCAACUUGAUAUUUCUCCAAUCAUCACGACUCAGAUCGACUCUCCUCUUCGUUCGCACGCUUAUCGCCCGACAAUCUCUCAUCGACGAGUUCGAACGCAGUCCUGGCCCGUCGGCCGAUCCUAGCGAGAGCACGUUAGUGGCAUGUCACCUAUCCGUCGAUAUCGUCAAAACAUAUUCCCGGUUAAGACAUUUCGGCUUCCUGCAGUACUGCAACUUUACAGCAGUGUCUCAUCUCACGGCUGCGAGUCAUACACUAAUCGCUUGUAUGCUGCGAAGUCCGAAUCUGGCGUUUGAACACCGCCCAGAUCUGUUAUCAGCAAUCGACAUGCUCAUACUCUUCUCAUCGAGAUUUCCAUGUGCCAAAACCGUCGCUCAGCUCUUGGUACAGCUAUCCAGAACCCUCGAUUUCAGCUCUGGCGAUACAAGCGGUACAUCAAGUGAAGCCUUGGCGAUCAGGGUACUCGCUAGGAAGAUGGCAGUGUCUCCAGGUGACGUGCAAGCGAUGGCUAAGGACAGGGAGCUCCCGCCAUCUCCUUUGCGCAGUCAAACUACUCCAGAACAGUACGACUACGACUGGCUGGUCAGAGCGGCGACUGGCGGUACUCCUGCUGCGUCGUUCAGCAACGAUCGAUCAUUACCACCACUUUCAGAAGCCGUGGGCGAGGUCAACGGGUUCAAGCAGGGUACACCGAGGAAUGUACCCAACGUAGAGCUUCCUUGGGAUGGGCCAGUAGCUGAGGAACUUCUGCCUGAUUGGGGUGACAACUUUUCGUUCUUGAACGAUGGGUUGUUUGGAUCUCUAUAG